Molecule: messenger RNA, 9219 nt
Organism: Serpula lacrymans var. lacrymans S7.9
Lineage: Eukaryota; Fungi; Basidiomycota; Agaricomycetes; Boletales; Serpulaceae
Exons: 11
Coding region: 1-9219 (3072 amino acids)
Biological process (GO): DNA repair
Molecular function (GO): protein serine/threonine kinase activity
Source: RefSeq, a predicted model, not a curated record
AUGAACAACCUAAAAACCGUUCUACAGCAGCUCAAAAGUGAAAAGAUAAAGGAGCGACAGGAUGGAAUCUCGGCUUUGCGCACUGUCUUCAGUCGUGAUCAAGCCGUCCUUAACCUCGACGAAUCUGGCGAUGGUCGCGCAUGGUUGGUUGUGUUCCAGGCUCUGUUCACUGCGGUUAUCAACGAAAAGGCAAUAUGUAUGAAGAAAGCUGCUUCUGGAAAGGCCGGAACAACAGGUGCCACCGCUUUGCGUAGGCUUGGGGAUGCUGCAGCUACCGUACGGUGGUUGACUGAGAGAAGUGUCCACUUGCUGAACAAGAAGGUGGUCAAAGCACUUCUGGCUCAUCUUCUUCAGGUCAUGGUCAAUAAAGGUUCUCUUUACACUCAAGUUGCAUUAGACUACUUGAAGGCGAUAAAAUCCGCUCUCAGCUGGACACCACACAUGGAUCACCUUGACGAAGACAACUGGUUAAAGAUCACAGAAAUGGCUUUCAAUGUCAUUUUAGGUGACCCAGUCAGAAAGGGUAUCAACGAGAAUGAAGACGAUGAUAGCACUGAGAAGAUGGAGGUGGACGAUUCCAUGUACCAAGACCCCGAGUAUGAAGACGAUGAAGACGAAGAGGGAUAUCUUCCGUCGCGGUCUACUCCGAGCACCCAAGUACGAAAAAGGAGACGAAAAGAAGAAAGCGCAACGCCUGGUCCUAGCUUAAGCCGUUCUACUUUCAACUCCAAGGCGACUGGUUCAAUGGUUGUUUCUCUCGAACAGAUCGAAUGCACAUCUUUACUAGUUAUUCUACUUCGCUCUCCUUCUGCCCCAUUACUGUCUUCGAAUAACCCUCAUCUUUCUUCGUCUAUUCUUAUUCGCUUGCGCCGCUUUCUUGAUUAUUAUCCUGCAGACACUUCUUUACAUCAUGAUUACAUUUUGGCACUGCAAGCAGUCCUAUCCCACCUGGCUUUAAAUCGGAAAAACGACGUGGAAAUAUUUACUCGUGGAGCAUGGGAUGGUUUGGUAAACCUAUGGGGAACCAAGAACAAACGUAUGAAGGAGAGCCUCGUCGGCGUUCUUAGGGUCCUCUUUCCCUUUCUGACCGUAAGCAAGAGAGGCUCUGACUAUAGCUGGGCUGAUGGAGUAGGAAGACUCUGGCACCUUUUAAAUGGUGAAGCGGAGAGUCGUUGGGGCAUCGAGAGUCUCUCACUUGAAGCAUUGAGGCUGGAGGUUGUCGCUUUCGAGGACGAGGAGAUUUGUGAACGUGAAGCAUUUGUUGCUCAUACGUUUCGUGCCGGCUGGCAUUUUGAUGCUAAUCAAGCAUUAGCAUGGGCUGUCCUUGAACUUCAGGCAGAUUGCGCCCAACUUCUGUUUCAACAUUCCGAGUCUGUUCAUACUGGCACUCCAGGUUCUGGUGUCGAUGGCAAACGCUUAAAGCGCGAAGAUCCUAUCACAUCCCUGUUGCAUUCAAUACGUUCGAAUUCUGCCUUCAACAUCCGCUCUUACCAUCUUCAAAUAUUAUUAUUCUUCAUAGACCGCCAUUGGUGCAGAUUGCACGAUUCACUGCAAGAGGAUGUUGUCACUGUCCUCCUACAGCUCAUUUCGUUCGAAAAUGCGCAAAUCCAAUCCUGGGCUUUUAUGUGCAUCGCAGCUAUAGCCCACUCAGAUGGAGUCAGCUAUCUUUCUAGGGCAUUACCGUCUCAUGGUACGACUGUUCAGCCAGCUAGUUCACGAGGUCCAACAACUUGGGAUCCGAUAUGGACUCAUGCGAUGCGCCGAGCAAAUGUCCCAGUUGUCUGUCGUGCCGCCUGCCACACAGCUAACACUUUGAUCUGUCAUGCAAAACGCCUUCUUACUUCUCAUCGCGUCUUGCUCGAAAUUGAAGCUCUUGCAAAGGAUCUUGACGUACAAGGUCCUCCAUUUCCUUAUGAUUCUGUUUGCAUAUUCUUAGCGGGGUGCUUGCGCGUAGCAAGUCAGGACGUAAGGCUUUAUCGAAUGCAAUUGGAGGAGAAAGUUCUCAGCUGGCUGUUGGAAAACUGGAGAGUGGGUCCAGCGCACUCGAGUCGAGAAGGAGAUAGGAAGUCUCAGAUGCCAUUGCAUACCGUUGGCGACAUUAUGAAUUUGCUGGAGAAUGUGUGCGGAAGUUCGAAUCGCAGUGACUUGGUGUGUCGUGUUCUGUUACCAGAAUGUUCCGUUGUCGACGUCAUGGUGGACGAACGGAAAACGAGGGUUAUCAAAGACUUUUUAUUAUAUGCUCGACUACCGCGAUUCAGGAGGGCUGCCGAAACCCCAGUUGAGCCUGAGUUUAACGUUACUCACUCUCGAAUGGCAUAUCACGUAGGAACCGACAAGGAACUCGACCAACCGACCAGCCGAGAGCGGAAAGUCUCUUCGGCCAUGUUGAAGUUCUUGGAGUCUCUCGCCGCAGAAUGGGAAUUAAUCAAGGAGGUGAAUGCAAACCCUACCGCUGAAAAGGCCAGGCAAUCCCUCGAUAUCGCUAUAAUUGCCAUUGUAUUUGAGUCGCUGCUGGUUUGGAAUGGCACUCGUUCAAACAGGCGCGUCUUACAGUGCGCUGGCAAGGUGAUUACACUGGUAGCUCCUUUCCUAACGAGCACUAGAUGGACAGUCGAAGAAAGAGCUCUGAUACUUCAUGCUUUAGAGCCUCUGAUUCUCAGUGGUGAAGAAGAUAGCGGUGACGAUGAGUGGGAUUUUAUGUUGACUCCCAACAUUGGGACAGGCAUCAAGGCUCAGGUAUUGAGUGCCUUAAAUUCGCAUACAGAGCAAAGCAAGCAGGUUUUCGCUAAACGACGAGAUUUUCAACGUGUGGUUUGGCAAAAUAUGGAAAUCCAAAGUAUCCUGAGUACGGUCAUGGGCACACUGAGACAUGUCCUUCGUAAUUCCGUCAAUGAGGGCCGUAGUGAUUCAAACCCUUCCCAUCUCACGGACAUCGACGACAAAGAUGACUUUGGACCAAUUCGUACAUCGCUUUCGACUCUCCAAUCCUCUUCUACUGACCGGCCAGUUGAUGGUAGUAGCAGCAGUACAUAUGUCAUCGAUCUUUGCAUGACAUUUCUAGCUGUCACACCAGUCCUUCAAGCUUCUUCAGGGGAGCCAACUCGAGAUAAAGAACUUACUGGACUUAUUUUGGACUGUCCUGAAGAUAAAUUUCUUUUACUUGGUCCCGCUUAUUUCAACCAAGCUCGUCGUAGGCUGCUGAGCAUUGGCGUUCACGUUUUUGAUCAAAUCCUUGACAAAUUUGGCGCCAUGCUUCCCCUAUACGGUUAUUCUCGGAACGAAAAAUUACAGUUAUUGGCUGUGCAUUUUCUUCAUUCAACGCUGCACGUCUGGCUACAGACAUCCUUCACGGAAACAGAAGUCGGCGAGCACGUCCGAGAUCUAUGUGCAUGGAUAUCUCGGAUGAUUCAAAGCAACAAGGCUCAUUCUUGGAGAAUGCGCGAUGCCGUUUCUCGUUUCAUGACCACUUACAUGAUUCAAGAUCCUUCCCAGUUAUGCUGGGCGGGCCCACCAGACGAGGGCAGAAAUGAAGAAACAGACUCAUUACCCGCCAGUAUUCUUCCCAUGCUGGGAGCGGAUGAGGAUAUCAGAGUACGUUUUCGGGUCGCUGUGUCCAAUGCCAAUAUUUUUGCCUUAGCUAGAGUCACUGGACGCGAUGUUCUGCACAUAUACGAGGAGAUCAAGGAAUGGCUUACUAAGGAUCUCCAAAACUAUGAGUAUAUGCUCACCCGAAUGUUGACGCUGGGCAACAUCAUGAUUAUAAGCUCCGCCGUCAGACGUGGGCCAUAUUGGCACUUGCUGGAGGCGGCCUUUCACAGCCCACAUUAUGCUCUCCACAUCCAAUCUAUCCUUUCUGGUGUUUCUGAAAGGCUUGGCUUGACGUGUCCUUCUCAGCUGUUUGAAGCGUACGCUUCUCAGAUUGCCUAUUCGAUAAGGCAGGCGCUGCAAGAUAUUUUGCGAUUACCUCCUCAUCUUCUAGGUUACAAGAAUAGGAAAGAAUGUGCUGAAGCUACGUUUCGUGCCUUUACGCCUACUAACAUGAUAGCAGGAGGUCCAGAUAUGGAAGCUAUCGUCCAUGGGCAGAGACUCUUCGCUAAUCAUUGUGCUGCUGUUCAAAAUUCUCCCAUCGAAGGUACACGCACCUGCUUAGGCGACCUUGUUGGUUUUCAGCUCGUGUACUGGCUGGAUGAAGAUGUAGGGGAAGUCGGUGGGUCAUCCCACAGCCUUGAGGAACUCCUUCAAUCAAAAGGAGUACCUCUGGAUGCAUUAGGUGGAUUUGAUGAAUGUCUUACACGAAAUGUUGAUAGCAUCGUCGCUGCCGUUUUGCGCACACUUGGAGACCAAGAUUUCUCUCCGAAUGGUGCCAUAAUACAAGGUUUACGUAGCUCAGGAGAAUCGGACAAGGCCAUACUGGUUUUCCAGAAAGUGAAUCAAUACCGAACUUUGGGGGAUUUUGAUGUUCAUAAUCCCAAUCUUCCCACUUUCGCUACUAUCACUAUUCUACGAGCUUUGCGGUGGUUAACCUCCAAGAUCGCCAAUCACAAUAGGAAAGCCACCACCUUUCACGUACUUCAUCAGUUAUUUGCAGAUAUUCAGCACACACCUUUGGUCAAUGAACAGAUACGUUUACUGAACGGCAUAUCUAUCCUAGUAUCUGUUUGGCACGAUUGUUUCGAGGAUUCUGUCUUGCUUCAUACCCUUAUCCAUCAGGCCACUUCCUUAUUGGCGCAGACCGACUUAACACAAGUGGCUCGAUCGUAUUUGGAAUGGGCUUUUGGUCUAUACAGGCAAACUACUGAAAUCGAUCAUCACUUCCCUGAUGUCCUGAUCAGCGUGUGCGCCAUAGCCUAUGAUUAUGCUGCCAACACUCGGGAUACCUCCAUCAUGGAGCUAGGAAAUGAUCUCCUUAGAUGGAUCGACGAGCAGGCGCUAAAACUUUGUCGGCCUGCAAAAACCAAGUCACAGGUUCUGAAGGCAAUACCAGCUUGGCCACACCAGCCUUCUUCGGAGUUAAUGUCCAUAUACGAGGAUAUCACGUCUGAAAAGCUAUCAGCCAUCCUUAGUGACUAUCGAAUCACAUCGAAUAAAUUUCGUCUAGUGAGGCGUCUACGCGAUGUAUCUAUCGAGCAGAAGUACGAUACAAUCCGGUUCGCAACAGUAGACUUCUGGCGUCUCAAGGAGUGCAUCCCAUCCAAAGUACACCUACGAAAUGAUGAUGUAGACGCUUUUGCUUCACUCUUGAUUCAAAAUUCCGGCGAUAUCUCCAGUUUUGACAGAGAACAAUCAUAUCCACAAUCUGUGCGAGGGCGACACCGACGUGGCGGGAGGAGGCGGGUCGCGUUGGGUGACGCUUCACCACAGCAAUCGAUUGUGCAGUCGCUACUUGCAAUGCUGGAUAGCACUUCUUCUACCCAAGUUAACAUGUCUUACCGUACUCUCCGUUCGCUUAUGUCUGUGUCUUCCGAAGAACUAUUCUUGCAAGCAUGGUCUUUCGAGAAUCGGGCUCCGCUGGAAUAUCUUCAGCAAUACCCUGUGGUGCCUAAAACCAGACCGGUGCGUUCUGUCGAAGAACUGCAAAAUUGGGACAUUCAAUUAGGGGUAGAAUUCUCUCAAUGGAUAAGCAUGAUCACGAUUCUACUCUGUGAUGUCCUAGCUUCGGACAAUCCCUUCUACGCACAAUUCUCUCACAUCUUACAGUCUGAUAUAACGCUCGCCGAAGAUAUGCUGCCAGUUUUGACCCACACCUUGUUACAGGGUGACUUAUCCACAAAAGCAUCAUUCGACACACCUUCUGGGAAUCGAAAUAAGCUCUCCGAAUAUAUGAGUGUUAUCCUUCAAGCGGAUGACUCGCAUGUAUCAUGUCUACGCUGCAUCGUCGAUGUUAUCUUGCAUCUGCGCCAUUUUCGACCAAAUAAUACGACCGAUGCUCUGGCCCAUGAUAAAUGGCUCGGCGUCGAUUAUGGAAUUCUUGCAAGAAGUGCCGUUACCUGCGGUGCUUACACGACUGCCCUAUUAUUUUUGGAGCUUUCCUUGGAAUAUCAAGUGUCUACGAACGAUAGCCUUCACGCCGAACAUAUCUUGUUUGAAAUCUACAGUCAUAUCGACGAACCUGAUGGAUUUUAUGGGAUUCAAACUCCAGACUUGCGCGAAUUCUUGAUCAAACGUUUUCAUCACGAGAAGCAAUGGGAGAAGGCAUUCCGUUUCCAUGGUGCUGCUUUGGAGGCAGACAGGUCAGAAUCUUCCGAUACAGAGGGACUUUUGCGAGCCUUUCAUGCAUUCGGUUUCAAUAAUCUUGCUAUAGGUGCUCUACAGAAUUCACACUUUGGAUUUGAUUCCGAGAUGGGAUCAUAUGCCAUGAGUUAUCGCUUAGGAUGGCGAACAGAGACUUGGGACCUACCAGACAAAAGAGAUGCAGACUCUGGGAUAUCGCUUUAUCGAGCUCUCCGGGCAAUAUACCGCGAACGCAAUCCUCAGACCAUUGACACGAUUCUUCAACAGGCGCAGCGCGACGAGAUGGAACGGCUUCGUAUAUUGGGGACAGAGAAUAUGAUGGAAAUUCGUGAAGUCACACAGAACCUUAUGUGCCUCGGUCAGAUAAGCAGGUGGAGAAGUAGACCGAUUCAAGAUCGUCUACAGAAGCAAAAUACUGCCGUCUCCGAAUGGUCUGACUUUGUUCACCUGGAAGCCGAGUUUGAUUUUGCUGAUCUGGAGAGUAUCAUGGCAACACGCAUGUCGUUGGUGCGCUCUGUUAGGCAAAGGGAGGAACGUGAGCAGAUAGGAAAUCUUCUCACACCGUUCAUCCGCACCUUGGUAGACAUCGAAAAAACAUGUCUUGUUCAUCUCUCACAGGCUGCUCGAGGAUCUAAGCAGCUUCAAAUUGCCCUAAACGCAAUCAUCAAAGCUCAACGGUUGGAGAAGUUCCCUACUCCCGAGGUAUCUCAGGAAUUUGCGAAUGUUCUUUGGGACCAAAAUGAGCAGAAGUUAGCCGUACAGUUUCUGAAAGAAGCAAUCAACCAUGCAACCAGCGAAAACGCAAUUAUUGAUAUGGAGUCCAACAAGAAAAAAGCACUUCUUCUUUCCCGCUUGGGUUCCUGGACUUCGGAAGCUUGUUUGGAAAAGCCGACCGAUAUCAUGGCCAACUUUUUUCAUCCAGCGACUGAACUUGCAGUUGAGGUCGAGCAACGAGCCAAUUCAUCCGAUUCGGCUUGCGCGAAUGUCUAUCGCCAAUGUGCUAUAUUUGCUGAUCAGCAAUACCACGCCAUCUUCAAUUCUCCUGAUGCUGUUCGAUGGAAAAUAUAUAUGGAUCGCAAGCUACAGGAGAUCUCGAGCUAUGAAAGUCAACUGCAAAGCUUGGUGAAGGGGACAAACGAAUUUAACAGGCGGGAACGCGAACGGAAGAAGGCACAAACGCUCUUUGAUACCGACCAACACUUAUACCAACAGCAUAGUGAAGCUCAGAAUUCGUUUCUUGAACAGGCUCUGGACAUGUACUCGCGUUGCUUGGCUUCCUCUGACGAAUUUGAUGACGACAGUCCAAUUCGCUUGUGUACACUUUGGUUUGCUAACUUUGAGAACCAGCCACUCCAAGAUAAAGUACAAGUUGCUCUCGGUCGGGUACCUUCACGAAAAUUUGUUUUUCUGGCGCACCAGCUUUCAGCACGCAUCUCAAAUUUACAUGCUCCAGAUUUGCCUAAGAACCAGCAGAAUUUACAGGAUCUGGUUUUGCGCAUGUGCCAAGAACACCCUUUCCACAGCCUUUAUCAGGUUUAUUCUCUACGUCCAGAGCAGCCGGUGGUCGGUAUUAGGAGUUCGUCACGACACGAACCUUCUCCAUCACAGACUGGGCGCGCAGCUGCCGCUGACGAUAUCUUCGACCGACUUCGAAAUGACGCUAUCCACGGAAGCAGGGUCCGGGCGGUAGAGCAAGUUUGUGCCGUUUCCGUUCAAUGGGCCAAACAUCCGGUAGGAAGUGACAUUCGGGCUAAAAAAGUCAAGCCACCUCAUGAGGUUCACAAAAGACUCCUUAUUCGAGGAAUACGAGAUAUACAAGUUCCCGUAAUGACUAGAGCCAUUCCUCUGGACGCAACCCUUCGAUACGACAAUUGCGUCUGGAUAUCCCAUUAUGACACUACAUUCACGACAGCUGGCGGCAUAAACAUGCCGAAGAUUAUUUUUUGUCAUGGCAGUGACGGCGAAAAGUAUAGACAAUUGUUCAAGGGUGAAGGUGAAGACGAUUUGAGGCAAGAUGCAGUAAUGGAACAAGUGUUCUCUCUGGUCAAUGUCGUUCUUAAAUUCGACCGGGAGACUAGACGACGGGCGCUCAGCGUUCGCGGAUACAUGGUAAUACCUCUGGGAGCUCAAGCCGGAGUGUUAGAAUUUGUGGGUAAUACUACUCCACUACGAUUAUGGCUAGAGGCAGCUCAUAUUCGAUAUCGACCCGGAGAUUACAAGUACAGUGAAGCUGGGGGUAUGUUGGCGAUGGAGCGCAAAAAGUAUCCAGAGCAAGAGAAGCCCCUGAUCGCAAUGUAUAAGCAUAUCAGGGAAAGAUGCAAACCAGUGAUGAGACACUAUUUUACUGAAAAACACAAGGACCCGAACAGCUGGUUUGCGAUGCGCUUAAAGUACGUGCGCAGCGUCGCCACAACCUCCAUCGUUGGUCAUAUUCUCGGUCUGGGAGAUCGUCACAUUUCCAAUAUACUGAUUGAUAACGGCACGGGGGAGGUUGUUCACAUCGAUCUUGGGAUAGCAUUCGAUCAGGGAAAACUGCUCCAGGUCCCAGAACGUGUACCCUUCCGAAUGACCCGAGAUAUGGUCGAUGGUAUGGGGAUGUCAGGCACUCAGGGCGUGUUCCAGCGAUGUGCUGAAGAGACGCUUCGCGUUCUGCGCGAUCGCUCUGACGUGAUCAUGACCGUGCUCGAAGUGUUCAAAUACGACCCCCUCCACUCAUGGACGGCAAGCGAGUUCAAGAUCAAGAAGGUCCAGGGCAGCAGCAACGAGCAUAUCACGCGCGACAACCACACGCGCCUCGGCAUUGGUAUCGACAUGACGAGCGGCAGUGCCGAUGAGGCGGCCGAUCGUGCGCUGUCCUCCGUCUCUCGGAAGCUGGACAGGUCGCUGAGCGUGGAGUAUACCGUCAAUGCACUCAUCGCCGAAGCGACGGACAUCGUUAACUUGGCUACGAUAUUCCAUGAGGAGGCACUGAGCGGUGAUUUCUCAUAG